AUGCCUAUCCCAGUGCCCCAGUCCGAUAGCCUGAAGGAUCUUUUGAGCCUCAAGGGCAAGGUCGUGAUUGUCACCGGUGCUUCCGGCCCUCGCGGUAUGGGCAUUGAGGCCGCUCGUGGCUGCGCCGAGAUGGGCGCCGAUCUGGCCAUCACCUACGCCACCCGACCGGCGGGCGGCGAGAAGAAUGCCAAGGAGCUGCAGGAGCAGUACGGUGUUAAGGUCAAGGCUUACAAGUGUGACGUGGGCAACUGGGAAAGCGUCGAGGGUCUAGUCAACAACGUCAUUAAGGACUUUGGCAAGAUCGAUGCUUUCAUCGCCAACGCCGGUCGUACUGCAGACAGCGGAAUUCUCGACGGCUCCGUGAAGGACUGGGAAGAGGUUAUUCAAACUGAUUUGACCGGCACCUUCCACUGCGCCAAGGCCGUUGGCGCCCACUUCAAGGAGCGCGGCACUGGUAGCUUCGUCAUUACAUCCUCCAUGUCCGGCCAUAUCGUCAACUUCCCCCAGGAGCAGACCUCCUAUAAUGUCGCUAAGGCUGGCUGCAUCCAUAUGGCCCGCUCGCUCGCCAAUGAGUGGCGUGACUUUGCCCGUGUCAACAGUAUUUCCCCUGGAUACAUUGACACCGGUCUGUCCGACUUUGUCGAGCCGAAGAUUCAGGACCUGUGGCUCUCUAUGAUCCCAAUGGGCCGAAAUGGUCAGGCUAAGGAGCUGAAGGGUGCUUACGUCUACCUGGUCAGCGAUGCCAGUACCUACAUGACUGGCAAUGAUUUGAUUAUCGACGGCGGAUACUGCGUCCGGUAA
This is a messenger RNA of Penicillium daleae, 801 nucleotides long. Its product is annotated as SDR family oxidoreductase. Bases 1 to 801 code for a protein of 266 amino acids. The transcript has a single exon. The record is from RefSeq and is a predicted model, not a curated record. Gene Ontology annotation, cellular component: intracellular anatomical structure. Gene Ontology annotation, molecular function: oxidoreductase activity, acting on NAD(P)H, oxygen as acceptor. NCBI's taxonomy places the organism in Eukaryota, Fungi, Ascomycota, Eurotiomycetes, Eurotiales, Aspergillaceae.